Messenger RNA from Pecten maximus, 4392 nucleotides. RefSeq names its product ATP-dependent RNA helicase DHX29-like. Gene Ontology annotation, cellular component: intracellular anatomical structure. Gene Ontology annotation, molecular function: RNA binding; ATP binding. The transcript is spliced from 29 exons. The coding region runs from base 87 to 4346 and encodes 1419 amino acids. NCBI's taxonomy places the organism in Eukaryota, Metazoa, Mollusca, Bivalvia, Pectinida, Pectinidae. The record is from RefSeq and is a predicted model, not a curated record.
AAAGAUGGCUGCGCCCAUGAGAACUAUCCGUCGUGUCGUGAUGUGAUAAUGAUUUAUGUUCUUUUCGAUAAAACAAACAAUUAAACAUGGGUAAAAAGAAACAAGCCAAGCAAGAGAAAAUUCAACCUGCAGACGACAGCGCGAAAAUCAAGAAAAAUAGAGAAGAAAAGGGAAAGAAGACUUACUCUCUACCAAAGUCUGGAGAUAAAGCUGGUCAAGAUGAAAAAGAGAGCAGUGAAAAGAUCAAGGUACCACGCGAUCUGGAACAGGACAUCAUCCAGCUGAUAAAUGAUGAACACGCACAGACUACGAGGACCAAAGAACUUAGCAAGCGUAUCACCAAUAAAAAACUCAUGGAUAUGUACAGCAGUCUACAGGGAGCUGGGUUCAGUCACAAUCAGAUUGAGCAGGCCAUGAGUAACACUGUUACCUACGGAGGGGAUCUAAUAGACAGCCUGGAUUGGCUCUGUCUCAACCUGGCUAAUGAUAAACUUCCAAAAGGAUUUUCUGAAACGUUGGAAAAAGAAGAAAUAAAAACUCGACCAAAGUUUGAAAGAAAAAAGUUUGAAGAUAUCACCAUGUCACCGCUGCCCCCAACAGCAUCCUCAGUUGUAGACACGAGCAUGGCUCCAGAAAACACAAAGACACAGGUUCCAAAGGAAGCCCAGAUGAAGGACUGGAUCCUUCAGUACACGGAGCAAUCAUCUGAUGAGGAGGGUGAUGAGGAGGAGGAUAUAGAAGAUAUACAUAAUAUAGAUCCUAAUGAGCGAUAUUUGGAGCUGACUGCCAAGUUACUAGAUGCGAAAGAAGAGGCUGCACAGGUAAAAAAGGAAGGUGACAAAGUCCGACAGAGGGAGCUUGGACAGAAAAUCAGGAAGUUAUUAACAGAUAUGAAUGUUUUGGAAAGUGACCCUAAAUUUGACCCAGCUGUGAAAAUCAAAGAUUUGGAUAAGGAAAAAUCUGAUGGGGAAACACCUACUUCUAGUGCAGGUCAACCAGACAUGUUAGCAGGUGGAUGUCAAGGUCAGACUGGGAAUCAGACAGAGGAAAAACUGGCAGAGGCUAGUGGUACAUGUAAAGGUCAAACCAAGGUCAAAGAUAAUGAAGAUGAAGAAUGUACAGGAUUUGCAUUAUUUGAAGAAAUGGCUGCCAAGGAGGAACCAAAGAAAAUCUCCUCAGUAAAGGUAGCACAGGAUGUGCGUGACUUUGAGUACACUCGUCAACAAUGGACAGGCAAGUCUCCGAAACAGUUCCUCAUUGAUUGGUGUCGCAAACACAAGUGUGAGGCUCCAAAAUACUAUAAGGUCCAGCAUCGUGGCAGCAAGUGGGCUAGCAGGUGUAUGGUUGAUCGUAAAAAGGAUGGUAAGCUGGAAGUAGUGCCUGAAAUUCUAUGUGAAAAUAUCAAGGAAGCUGAACACCUGGCAUCAACACUUGCUUUGUACGAGUUGUGCAAGGGUCAGUCUGUCCACCAGCUGUUACCCCCGCCAUACAGGGCAGUAUGGUUGGAAUGGCUCGACCGGGAGAAAGAAGAAGCUGCUUUAGUCAAACAGACUGAGAACAAGCCCCGGGACCAAUUCAUUAGUAAAUUGAUGAAAAAACUCAAAAUAUCAGUCAAUGUUAUGGAAACAGACCCUGAUGAAGAAGGUGAUACUGUUGUCGAGUCCUGGGAAGACCUGGACGAUAUGGAGAGUUCGGAGUUUGAGGACUCUGCUGACGAAAAAGAUGAGAAAACAGACAUAAUAUCAGAACCUCCUGUGAAUGAUAUUAGGUCUCAUCCAACAAAAUCGCGGCGAAGGACUGGAACAUUAUCAGGUAUAGAAAUGAAGGGUCUGUAUGAACGCCGGAGACAGUCAGGAGGAUUCCGGUCCCUGUUACAGACGAGGCAGGAACUUCCGGUGUAUAAACAUCGUACUGCUAUAUUGGAUAUUAUAACUGGACAGAGUGUAGUGGUGAUCGCUGGGGAAACUGGCAGUGGAAAGAGUACACAGAUACCACAGUUUAUACUGGAGCACUUUGUGAGCCAGGGACAGGGACAGAAAUGUAACAUUGUGUGUACAGAGCCUCGAAGAAUUUCAGCUACAAGUCUCAGCCAUCGUGUCUCCCAGGAAAUGGGCGAAGGCACACUUGGGAGUCAUGACUCACUGGUCGGGUAUCAGAUUCGCUUUGAGUCUAAGUGUAGCCCAAACUCUCAUCUGGUGUAUUGUACGACUGGCGUUCUGCUUCGGAGGCUGCAGACAGAUCCAACAAUACAAGACGUGACCCACAUUGUUGUGGAUGAGGUCCACGAGCGAAGUGUUCAGUCAGACUUUCUCCUAAUCAUCCUGCGGCGCCUCUUGUUGGUUCGGACAGAUCUCAAAAUCAUCCUGAUGAGUGCUACGUUAGACAGUGAAAAAUUCUCAGCAUAUUUCCACCAUUGUAGUGUCAUCAACAUCCCGGGCCGAACGUUUCCUGUUGAGGUAUACCAUGUAGAAGAUGUGAUUGAACGCACUUUGUAUGUGCUUGAUGACGAUUCACCCUACGCUCUGAGACCUGAACAGUUAGUCAAGGAAGAACAGGCUAAUCUAGCAGUUACUGGUAAAGGAGGGGAGCAGACUCGAGUGGAUGUCUACUGGACAAAGGAAAAUGUGUCCAAAAUUGACAGGACUGACCUCUGUCCAGAUACCUACAGUUUACGCACCCGUAACACUGUGACGAGAAGUAACACGGACCGUAUCAACAUGGAGCUUAUAGUGGAACUGCUGUGUUACUUGGAGAAGAGUCCAGACUUUUCCCAGGUGGAAGGAGCUGUACUCAUAUUUAUGCCUGGUUUGGCAGAUAUCCAAGAACUGUACGAACUUCUAAUGGCUGAUCGGAACUUCACAAAAUCUCAAAGGUACCAAGUGAUUGCCUUGCAUUCCAUUCUGUCAUCAUCAGAUCAGAAUGAAGCUUUCCGAGUUCCACCCCCGGGGAUCAGGAAGGUUGUCAUAGCAACCAAUAUAGCAGAAACUGGUAUUACAAUACCUGACGUGGUCUUCGUUAUUGACACAGGGAAAGUGAAAGAAAAUAGGUACAUGGAGUCGAGUCAGAUGAGUGCUUUGAGAGAGGUGUACAUCAGUAAGGCUAAUGCCAAACAGAGACAAGGACGAGCUGGCCGCGUCAGAGAAGGGUUCUGUUUUAGGAUGUACACCAAAGAGAGAUACCAGGACAUGGCUCCCUAUACUGUACCAGAGAUACAGCGUGUUCCCCUGGAGGAGCUCUGUUUACACAUCAUGAAAUGUGAGCUGGGAGAACCAGAAGACUUUUUAUCUGAGGCCCUGGACCCUCCUAGACCUAAUGUGAUAGCCAGGGCUAUGGGCAUGCUGCACGAGGUAGGAGCAUGUAGGGAGGGAUCCAAGCUGACCCCGUUAGGUCACCACUUGGCAGCACUCCCUGUUCAUGUACGCAUUGGCAAGGUUCUUCUGAUUGGAGCUAUAUUUGGGUACCUGGAACCUGUGGCUGUGAUCGCUGCUGCCAUGACAACAAAGUCUCCAUUUGUAGCUCCUAUACAGAAACUUGACCUUGCCCAGGCUGCAAAAGUGUCCUUGGCAACGGCUGCUUCAGACCACCUAACAGUGUAUAAGGCCUAUCUUGGUUGGCAGCAGGCUAAGAGAGAAGGCGGCCAUGUGGAGCAGCAGUAUUGUCAGAAGUACUUUCUCCGAAGGAAUACCCUCCUGGAGAUAGAGAAUCUAUCCAAUGAUUUGAUUCGGCUUGUAAAAUCUAUAGGAUUUGGAGAAUCUAGACUUUCACACAAAAAGAAAAGCACCAUUGAACCUGGAUCUGUUCUUCAGAUCAGUAAAUCAACGGUAGGCACAAGUACAGACAUUGAUUUAAAAACAGUUGCCAUGGUGAAGGCAGCCAUUGCUGCUGGACUGUAUCCAAAUGUUGCUAAGGUAACAUACAACGCCCCUGUUGAUGCUGCUGCCCAUCCGCGCAGGAACCAUGUGUGUGUCGGUGAAACUGGCCAGGGCCCUGCGGGUGUACAUCCAUCGUCUGUUAACCGAACACUAGCAGCCAACGGGUGGAUAGCAUUUCAAGAGAAGGUGACAACGUCCAAGGUGUACCUAAGGGAGGUUACUCUGGUUUCCCCAUUUUCCCUGUUGUUGUUUGGUGGUGACAUACAUGUUCAGCAUACAGAUCAACUAGUCACUGUUGAUGACAGAAUCUCCUUUACGACAUUUGCUAAAACUGGGGUUAUGUUCCGUGAAUUGAGGAACUUGUUGGAUAAACUUUUGGAAAAGAAAUUAGCGAAGCCUUCACUAGACCUGCUGGGAGACAAGGUUAUUGUCCUGAUAUGUGAGCUGCUGUGGUCGGAGAGGACAAGUAGAUGACCGAGAAGUGAUAUAUAUUUAAUAAAAAUGUUAACCAAGAUAUCAA